AUGGAUCGAAUUGAAAACCAGAGGCGGAAUGAUUUACAGAGAGGCAAUUUCGGCAACGAUUUACCAUAUCAUUACGAGUAAGAUGAUUAUAAUAGUAUAUAUAAACUAAACCCACUAAUGGUUAUCAUUUUGUAAUAUGUAUACAGAUAAAUAUUUUGUCUGAAAUUUAGCGAAUUAUUGACAGCUUCUUGACCAUUAGUGAAAAUAUUGGUUAAUUAUCGCUCUGUCAACUAUUGAUAAUGUAUCACAUAAAAAAUAUGUUAAAAUUUGAUUCAUAUUUAUUGAGAUUAUUAAAAUACUUAUUGNAAUUAUUGACAUUUUCUUGAGCAUUAGUGAGAAUUUUGGUUAAUUAUCGCUCUGUCAACUAUUGAUAAUGUAUCACAUUAAAAAUAUGUUAAAAUUUUAUUCAUAUUUAUUGAGUUUAUUAAAAUACUUAUUGAAAACAAAGUGACAUAAAUUUUAAAAUUUUACAAUUAUUGUUAUUAUCAUUCUGUAUAUAGAUGCUGUAUAUGUAGCAGAAUAGUUCCCACAAACUCAUUUUAGAUUUAAAAGAUUUAACUUUGAAUUAAAUGUUCAAAUUCUUUGUAAGCAAAAUUUCUUAAAAUUUCAUUAAUUGCGAUGGUUUAUGUAAUAUAUUACAUUAAUAUAAUUUAUUAUGGACAUGAACAAAAACGGUUUUAAACAUUUACAUACAAUAAAUUUCGGUAAUUCUAGGAGACAAGUUCACGCAACGAAACUCUUUACAUGAUAAUAUAUAAAUAUUCCCAUACAGUACGAUAAGAGUCUAUAACGUUCUUAAGAACCAAUUAUUGCAAUUAAAUAUAUUUAUUAAUAAUCUCAUAGUACAUACAGUGUUCUUAAAAGAUGCUGAAGCUAAAUUAUUGAAACAGAUUUCUAUUUGAAUUAUUGAUGUGAUUUUAACUUUAGAUUUCAUGAACGGGGAAUGGAUCGAACUGAAAACCAGAGGCGGAAUGAUUUACCGAGAGGCAAUUUAGGCAACGAUUUACGAUAUCAUUACGAGUAA
Molecule: messenger RNA, 1024 nt
Organism: Cinara cedri
Lineage: Eukaryota; Metazoa; Arthropoda; Insecta; Hemiptera; Aphididae
Source: the annotation of a GenBank genome assembly